This is a messenger RNA of Hippocampus zosterae (dwarf seahorse), 5613 nucleotides long. Its product is annotated as cilia- and flagella-associated protein 69-like. The transcript has 25 exons. Gene Ontology annotation, cellular component: non-motile cilium; sperm midpiece. Lineage: Eukaryota; Metazoa; Chordata; Actinopteri; Syngnathiformes; Syngnathidae. Bases 414 to 3248 code for a protein of 944 amino acids. The record is from RefSeq and is a predicted model, not a curated record. Gene Ontology annotation, biological process: olfactory behavior; response to odorant; positive regulation of flagellated sperm motility.
CACAAUUGACGUACAGGCUGUAAUUAGUUAGAGAUGUACUUUAAAAUAAAAUAUUUUCCGUGUUGAUUUCAAUGCCCAGUUGCAUUUUUUUUUGAUCAUGUAUACCGAGUUUCCGAUUUCCUCGGGAACCAGAACACACCAUUAUCAUUUGGCAGCGUUGUGACAGCGACGUGAUGUUUACGUGAUCAUAAGUGAUAUUAAAAUUCGUCAUUGCGGUUGUUGUUGUUUUUUAUAUAUGUAAAAUUUCCAAUUAGAUGAAUAAUUACAUCGAUUUGUGGCUGUGAAUUUUCGCUGUGUUUUGACACAUUUUUGGCGUCGUUUUGAGUGAAUCGUUGACUCGUGUAAACAAGUCAGUCUGUUUACACGAGUCCAAAUCUGCCAAUGCUUCAAGUUUUGUUUUGUUAUGAAUCAAAAUGGAUUCAUGUAAAGUUGUCCACAGAAGGAAAGCCGAUCUAGCUGUUGUCCGGCCGAGAACACCAGACCAUGUCGAGCAGGUCUGUCCGAGAAGUCUCAACCUUGCCAAAGUGAUUAGUUUGCUUGAAGAUCCCCUGACGACUCAUAUGCAGGAGCGGCACAUUUUUGUGCUGAAGAAGCUGCUCAAGAGGAAACAACAGGGCUUUCUGCUGAGAGAGGUGGCGAGCAUCUCGAGGAUCCUCAAAGUCUGCGGCGAAAAGGCUGACAAGCAACCGGAAUAUUGCGGCAUUUUGUGUGAAGCUCUGAACAUUUGCAGGCUUCCUUUCCUGAAGGAAAAAGUUUCGGAUGAGCUCAACUACGCUGAAGAUGUCAAGCAGUUUCUCUCUCGCAUAGGCUACCUGAUGAGGGUGUCAGACGGUGAGGUGCGGCGUCAGGUAGUGGAGACGGUCAAGUCUUACUACAGCUGUUCGGCUCCCAGCAAACCACCGCUCGACGGUACGAUCCGGCUCGCUAAGCCAUCGUGUCAAAGUCUCCGCUACCUACACCAGCUUCUGCUAAAGCCUCAACCGACGUCCCCCGGCUACAGACUUCAGCUUCUGGAGCGCAGCGAUCUGGCCAAGACGCUGUUCCUGUCCUUAGCGGCGCUGGAGAAGCAGCCCGCCAUCAAGCUGUUGCUCCUGCAAACACUUCAGAUGCUCUCCAGCACAUCUGAUAUGAACUGCACUUUAAUGCUCAGUGUGCGAGGGGCCGAGAGCAUCUGUCUCCGCAUGAAUGAGCCAGACCCAUCCGGACUGAUCCUGUUUCACUCUUCGGAAAUUCUCUGGAACCUUCUGGAGAGUGGCAACAAGGCUACAGUGGCCGCCCAGCUCAGCAGCGUGGAAUGUGCCAUAUCUUUAAAAGAAGCCUUUAACCACGCCCUGCUGAACACUUCCCGACACAUUGACCUCCAAGUCCGCAACGAUCUGCUGGUUCUCACCACCCUCUUUGCUGAGAACUCCUGCGCUCUGCUCAUUGAGAGCUUAUUCGCCAACCAGCUUGUUGCCCUCAGCACAUUUCCCGAGCUGAAGAGUCACCAUAAUUUGGUGGACAAGCUGAAGCUGACGUACAACAUGGAAGACCUGCAAAUGAAGAAGCUGCUCUUAAAUCUGCUGGUUGUGAUGUCAAGAGAUCCUGCAACCAUCCCGAUCUUCAAAGAGGAACAGGUAAUACUGGCUCUGCUGACCCUGGCCAAGCCGCCCGCCAUUCCCACCGAGGUGAAGCCGGGGUCUCGUGACUGGUCGCCCAUCCAGCUGGAAGAGCUCCAGCUGCAGGCUCUAGCAGUCCUCGCUACCGUAGCCCCGCUGAUACUGGACCACUACAUGUCCUGCUAUGGCAAUGUGGCCCUGCUGCACCUGCUGGACUGGUGCGUCAGGCAAGACGGCUACUGUGGACAAGGUCACAGCUUCCACGCCACCGGCGGCCGAGGGAGCAAAAAGGCUCACAUGCGUUACUGCAUCAGACUGAUGAGAUCAGUCACCUCCCUGGAUGACAAGACCCUCAACCAGGACCUGUGCGACCAGGGGACAAUACACAUGCUUCUAGGGCUUCUAAUGCAGAUGGAGUCGACUGCCAGCGAUGAGGAUGCGGUUACUGUGGAGAUGAAGUCAGACAUGCAGGUCAUCCUCUCAGCUCUGUGUGAGAGUGAUAUGCACAGAAAGGAGCUAUUUGGGACAGAGGGCGUGGAGAUGACGGUCCACUACCUGAGGAGAGGCACCAGCAUGUUCUACAGUGGCCUAGGACACAACAAGCUUCUCCUGUCAACCUUGGCGUGCGUGCGCACCUGCAUUGUGGGCUGCUACACGACAGAGGAUUGCUUCCUUACCCGAGAUGGCGUGCUGGUUUUACUGGACCUACUCAGUUCGAGUCCCAAGUGCAUUCACGGCGUGAUCCUGGCCACUCUUUUGGAGCUGUGUGACAACCUGAGCACAAUUCCUCACAUCCUGAGCUGGAGCGACAGCGAUGGCUGGACGGCUCCGAGUCUCCUGCUGCAAGUGUGGCGGCGGGAGGAAGAGGAGCUGGGAGUCAGCCGGAACCAACACGGCGGGAUCGCAGAUCCAAAGGAGCCUGUCCUGGCACGUCGUAAGGUGGAUGACGCAGCGCUGAUGUCGACUCGGGACACGGCGAGCGCCGCCGUAUUAGAGAUGCAAGAGAACCUGAUAGCCAAGAUUUAUUUGAUCUUCUGCAGAAUUGGUUUCGAGGAUCUUCCAGGAUUGUCCGUAAAAGACAGAGUGACCUUGAGUAUCGUCAAAAGGUACCUUGAUUUCAAGGUGAGUGAGGUGUGGGACGAGAUCAGCCAUGAGCUGAUCCGGGAGGGCAUCCGCCCCGUCACACCGGACGAAGAGACCCUGCGUUCUGCCCAGCAGAUGUCGCAGCGCAUAGCCGAGGCAGUGGUGGCCGAGCAGGAGGAAGUCUUGCGGCAACAUGUCGAGGAGGCCAACAGGGAAGAACAACUUAUGUAUGAAGAGAUGAAGUCUCACUGGAGGCAACGUCAGCUCACAGCCAAGUCAUGGUGCAAUUAUGUCUCUAAGACGUCCAACUAUGACAUCCUCAAGGGAAUCAAAGAAAAGAGGGAGAAGCACAUUGAGUCCAUAAGGACAGAAACAGCGCAAGAGGACGUGGGACAGCACCACGAAGAGGUUUUUAUCGGGAAGCUGAUAGUGGACCCGGAUAGCGACACCCGUGGCGGCGUGAACCUCAAGGUGGUCCAAACUCCCGUGAUGGCGGCAGCACACGAGGAAGCCUUGCUCGCCUCACGGGAGCAGCAGUACUUCAAGACGGUCCAUGGCAAAAAUUGAUCACGACCAUGUUAUUCACAUGCAGUAGAGACUGAGCUCAUUUUAUCAAUGUGCAUCAAUUUAAAAUUGACCUCCUAAUCAGCAUUUAUCUACCUAUUCAAAACAAUCUCACUGGUCAGCGUUGCAAAAAUUCCUACUUUUUGAAGAAUUACAAAAGAGUUUCCAUGACAAAAUUGCUAAAUGAAUAAAGAAAUGCUGCAAAGUCGCCUGAAAUUCAGCAUCAGGAUUCAAAUGAAGGAAGUAGGACCUGUUGGGGGGGGGGAGUAGGCCUUUCUCUUCCUCCGCAUAUUCGUUAGUUUCGGAUGAUGAAGAUGUUGGUUAUCCAAAUACAGGCUGGAGAUGAUGAACAGUACCUUCGAAGGCUUUAUUUUUCUUUUCUGCAGUUUAUCACAAUACGAAUCGAUAAAGUUUCUGGGAGUUUCAGAUUUCAUCAGGGAGCCCAGGAAAAAUACAGUCUCACGUUUAUAUGGGUAUAAUAUGUUAAUGAGAGGCGGGAAAUUCUGCCCCUUAUGUAAAAAUCUGAAACAAAGAAAGGUUGAUGCAAUUCCAUUUUGACGUGAUGAGAAAACCCAAAGCUCUCCUGCGCUGCAUAAAUCUCGAGAUAAGAGUUCCUGUUCAGGGCAACUUGACGGCCCUGAAGGACUCUCCCGAGGUGACGGACGUAAAAGAAGACACUUGGGGGCUGUUAAUCAUUCAAGGGGAAGAAGAUAUAAACUUAACACUAUAAACUUAACACUACAUCCUUUGUUUUAAGAGUUUAAACAGAUGUUCAGGUGAGAGACUGGUACCAAUAGUACUCAUAGUAAGGCUAAAUUCCUUAAUACACCUACCAUGGCCCUAUCUAUCGCAUUAAAGCGGCUGUAUGUCACAAAGUGUCAUGAUUCUGCUUGUGACCAACAGGCGGCACUGUAGGAUUCUCCCUGCAGCUGCACACCUGUUGGUCAUUAUGUAAUUUGUGCUUUAGAAGGACUCCCAGCCCGAGCACUCAUUGUCGGGUCAUUGUUGCUGUUGGCUACUGUCAUGUUUGUUUAUUGCUGCCAUGUUGUCCACGUUUGUCAUGUUUUUCGUCAGGUUUUCUGUUAUUGAUAGUGUUUUGCUUAAGUCAUGGGUUUUGUUUCGUACUUUGGAUUUGUUUCGUUAUUAGGACUAUGUUUUGGAUUUAGUUUUCUGUGUUUUAUUAAUACACUUCUUCAAAUACACCUUGCUCCUCCCGCUUACCUGGUUUUUGGGGUCCACCACCAACUUGCAACGUGACACAAAGUCAGACUAAAAAGAUGAACAAACCAACUUUAGUUCUCCAAUUGAGAUACGAGUACAACUAAUGGUAUAGAAGCUCCCUCUAGAUGUACACAACAAAUCCCGACAUUGAAUGAAAAUUUAAUACAACUAAAACAAUGAAGAAGGAACCUUGUCGCAUUGUGAUUAUUAAACCCACAGGUCAUAUCCCAAAAGUCAGGCUCCAUUUAUUUGUUCCAUCACACUCCAAGCUGCCCUCAUUCUCAAUAAAAAUGUCCAAAAGCCUCCAUAGUGCAGCAUUGUCACCACUUUGAUGCUCUCGGGGUGCCAUUAGGACACUUGUUGUGGGGCUUUCAAGGGAAAUGGGAAUGGCGCCGGCUUACAUAAGUCACCGCAGUGCAUUAACACAAAUGUUCCUUCAAGCAUGCAUCCAUGCAAGACAAGACGGGUCGCAGUAUAAAAGCCUCCUUCAGGCUGCAGCCACUUUUUGACGGUCCGGGGGCGAGCUCGCAGACUGUUUGGAUCUACCGUGGAGGUUCUACAACUGGCUAGAAGGAAGGUGUGCAGCAGUGGGAAUGAUCAUCAGACUGGGAAGACUGACCCCAGGUUACUUCCGCCUCCUACAGCGGCAGGUGUCUGGCGAGGCUCGCAUGCAGCCUCCAAGAAACCUGCUCAACCCCUUGGCUGCAACCAUGGCGGCGACCGGCUCCUGCGUGAGUCUCUACAGCACCGUACAGAUGGUGGCCAGGAUGCAGGUGGACCGGCACGGCGUCAUCUGAAGACCAGAUUGGAAACAUGGACGAGUGUGAGAGAAAGUCAAAAGUGUUUGCGAAGAUGAAGGGUGUCGGAGGAUCAGGGCAAUGGCACCUGAUUUAAUUGGCACCGGUUUAUUGCAGGGAUACACUCCUUCUCGGCCAUGGACUGAUAAACCGGGACUGUCUUCCUGGACAUCCUGGACUUAAAUUAACCUCAGAAGAGGAUAGUUCGAGCGUGGGUUUUUUUCCCUCUCCCUACCCAGCGUUUUCCUUUCUGAAGUCUGAUUGUAAUUUCCCCAUUGCGGGACAAAUAAAGGAUAUCUUAAAAUAAAUAAAUACAUAAAUAAAGGGAGUUACCCCCUCCUAGUUCUGAA